CACCGGAAUCGUCUAGUCAGUUGAGUGAUGACUAUUUUAUCGGUAGAAAUAGGGCUUGUUUGACAAAAUUGACAAUUGGCUUUAAAAUGGCUGGUCGGCGAUGAGUUUGUGUAUGUAUCAAGAACUGUAAGAAGGAAUUCGAAGGUGUGUCUACGCGAAAAUCGUCAAGUUAUGCCCUUUGCAUCGAAUGACAUUAAUGGGAGGAUGUGUUCGUUCGAAGUUUCGUCUCGGUUUCAGUGCCGCCGCGUCAAAUUCAGUUAAUCUUAGGGGGUUAGAAACGACCUAUGUCAUUAAUCGGAUUUUCUAGUGACGGUGAGUGAAUUGUAAAUAAUCGAACAUGUGGAACAUGAUGUGCGACGUGAUGCCCACUAUAUCGGAAGACACGAUAAGCACGAGGAGUUCGCAAUUCUCCGGCGAAGAUGCCAAUUUCGAACAGCUCAUGGUGUCGAUGUUGGACGAAAGAGACAAAUUGAUGGACAGUCUACGAGAAACCCAAGAACGAUUAGGAGAAACCGAAAUCAAACUCCACGAGACGGAGAAGGAGAGGGACUCUCUGCACCGACAAAUAGCUGCGAAUCUCCCACAGGAAUUCGCUACGCUCACCAAAGAAUUAAACGCGGCGAGGGAGCAGCUUUUGGAAAGAGAAGAAGAAAUAUCGGAGCUGAAAGCGGAAAGGAAUAACACUAGGUUAUUGUUAGAGCAUCUAGAAUGUCUCGUUUCGAGACACGAGAGGUCCUUGAGGAUGACGGUCGUGAAACGUCAAGCGGCCGCCCAAUCCGGUGUUUCCAGCGAGGUGGAAGUUUUGAAGGCACUCAAGAGUUUGUUCGAGCAUCACAAAGCACUGGACGAAAAGGUCCGAGAAAGACUGAGGGUAGCAUUAGAAAGAAAUUCAAGUUUAGAAGAAGAAUUAGCUACAACCAAAGAAGAGUUACAACAAUUCAAACAAGGGGUCACGCCCUCUAAUGUACCUGCCGUAGAAGAUAAACCCAAAGAAAAUGGACAAGUGGAUAUAGGGGACCAAGUAAUUAAUAUUAACAAUAAGGCAUCUCCGAAGCCUCGUCUCACCAAUGGAGGCAUGGAAUCGGACACCGACAGCGCAGCUAGGAUAGCCGACCUACAGGUGGCGCUCGAGCAGCAAACUGGAGAAAUAAGUACGUGGCAGCGUCGCGUAGCGGAGAUGCAGAACAGGGUAGGCGAAUUGGAAGAGAACUUAGCCAAAGCACAAAAGGAACUGCUGAAAGCACAAGAAGUCAAUUCGAAGCUACAGCGUGACCUCAGGGAGAACGUGGCCCAGAAGGAGGAUCAGGAGGAGAGAAUAGCCACGUUGGAGAAGAGGUAUUUGAACGCUCAGCGCGAAUCCACUUCGUUGCACGACCUGAACGAGAAGCUGGAGCAGGAGUUGCAACACAAAGAAGCUCAAAUAAAGUUGCACGAAGAGAAGAUAGGGGCGAUCCAGGAGAAGCUGGAACUGGCGGAGCAGAAACUGGCUCAAUACUCCAAGCUCCCGGAGAUAGAAGAACAGCUUAAGCAACGCAUGGAGGCGCUGACACAGGUGAGACCGCAGGCUCAAGAAAGGCACGGAUCGGCCGAAGACCGAAUCCAAAGGCUGGAAGCGAACUUGGACGAGAAAAACGCUGAAUUAUUGCGCCUUAACCAAAGACUAAAAAUGAAUGAAGACCAUAAUUCUCGCCUUUCGACGACAGUCGACAAACUUCUGUCAGAGUCUAACGACAGACUGCAGGACCACCUCAAGGAGAGGAUGCACGCCCUUCAGGAGAAGAACAGCCUCACCCAAGAACUGGAUAAAACUAGGAAGAUGAUGGAAGAGUUGGAUAACCAGAAAUCGGAAAUCAUGAAGGAAUUAGCUAAAUCUAGGUUAGAAAUAGACAACGUCAAACGGCAGAUGUUACAGCAAGAAAUAGCUUAUAAUAUACAACAGACGGAUGCACUAACUAGGUCUUUGUCACCAAACACAGUGGAUCCCAAUAGUUUUUCAAGAAGUGCUAGUCAUUCCAGUUUCGAUACUCAUUCCUUACCUCGAAGAGGUAAUAAAAGUAGGACGCCAAUCGACGAUGAACCCAAGUUACCGUUCGGAUCCAGAUCAAUGACCGAACACGAAUGGGAGAAACUUCAACAGGCUCACGUCCUAGCCAAUGUCCAACAGGCUUUCGAUGUAUCCAGCGAUGCAGAAGGUGACGACGCGGACAGCAUCUUCAGUACCCAGGACAUGCUUUCGCCCAGCGGCCACACCGACGCUCAAACUUUGGCGAUGAUGCUGCAGGAGCAGCUGGACGCCAUCAACAACGAGAUCCGGCUGAUACAAGAGGAGAAGCAGAACACGGAAGCGCGCGCGGAAGAGCUCGAGUCGCGCGUCGGCAGCAUGGAGCACAUGAACCUUUUGGCGCGCGGAAGGAGCCUCGAGCGCCAAAGUCCUCCAGUAAGCGGUAGAUCUACACCUAAAUCACACCACUCUCCUCAGAGGGACUAUUUACAUAAGUAUCAUACGGCACCGGCCAGUAUGUCUCCAGCGCAUUUGCAACAAUAUCAUUCAACACUGAGCCCUGGGGCCUUGUCCGAAUCGUUGCCAUCUAGUCAGAUCCAAUUGGCCCCGUUGUCGUCUGAAAUGUCCCGAGAAGAAAUGCACAUGGGAGAUAGCAGCAGCGGUGGGGGAGCUUCACCUCUCACAGCAAGGUCCCUGCGACUCGAACGGGUUGCCCAAGCACUAGCACACAGCCAGGAAGAAUUGAGAAGACGUACUGGAGGGGGGGGUCUUCCACCAGGAGUAUCCUACAGUGUGUUUAGGCAAGGGCAGACGCACACGCCUCCAUCACCUCUAUCCUCUCGUCACAGCAGCCAGGAGAGUCUGCACAAGAACACGAUGGCGAGCCUGCCGCGCGACAUGAGUUCGGCAGCAGCGGCCGCUGCGGCAGCGCAGAAGAAGAAAGGCAUCAAGUCGUCACUGGGACGGUUCUUCAGCAAGAAGGAAAAGGUUAAAGGUAAAGAAGGAGCAGGGCAAGAAAGUUCGUUGAACCUGAGCCAGAGUAGCAUCGGAAUGCCUGAUGGGGAUCUGAGUGAUUCGAUGAGCUUAACCGGCAAAAUGGGACAAAAAGGAGACUUCGACCGAAGACAGAAGAAAAAGUGGGUGGAGCGUGAUUACAGACACGAACUGCUAGCAGAAGCGAUGAAAGCAGGCACUCCAUUCGCCCUGUGGAACGGUCCCACUAUAGUGGCGUGGCUCGAACUGUGGGUGGGUAUGCCCGCGUGGUACGUGGCAGCGUGCCGAGCCAACGUCAAGUCGGGAGCCAUCAUGAGCGCGCUCAGCGACACCGAAAUCCAGAGGGAGAUCGGCAUCAGUAACCCGUUGCAUAGGUUGAAGCUCCGCUUGGCUAUUCAGGAGAUGGUGUCGCUGACGUCGCCGUCGGCGCCUAAGACGUCCAGGACGACGCUGGCGUUCGGAGACAUGAACCACGAGUGGAUAGGGAACUCGUGGUUGCCGGCCCUAGGUCUUCCGCAGUACCGGACUACGUUCAUGGAGUGUUUGGUAGACGCCAGGAUGUUGGAUCAUCUCACCAAGAAGGAUUUGAGGGGUCAGCUGAAGAUGGUGGACGGUUUUCAUAGAACGAGCUUACAUUACGGCAUAUCAUGUUUGAAGAGAUUGAAUUACGAUCGAAAUGCCUUGGAAGAUAGAAGAAAAAACUGUGAAAACACACUAUCAGAUGUUUUGGUAUGGAGUAAUGAACGGCUCAUAAAAUGGGUAGCUUCGAUAGGUUUAAAAGAUUAUUCGAAUAAUUUAGAAGAAUCCGGAGUUCAUGGUGCUUUGAUUGCAUUAGAUGAAAGCUUCGAUGCAGACAGUAUGGCACUGGCAUUACAGAUACCAACACAAAAUACCGGAGUAAGGCAAACGCUGAAAGGCGAAUUCACGAACCUACUCCGCAUAGCAACGGAUCGGCGGCAGCAAGAAAUCCAAUCCUGAUAUGGCGCCGAAUUCCACUGAGGAUAAUAAAAAUGACCAUGUAGUGUUCCGCUGCUCGCAUUCUAACGCAGCCCGUGCUACCUCCCUUCUCAUCAUCAAUAGAAAAAACAAAAAAAGGCGUAUACAAAAUGCACUGUGCAUUCAUUCGUACCUUCAAGAGAGAACACUUAAAAACAUAAUAAGAAAUUCGCGACGAUCGCGACAUAACGGCGUGUACGAGCUUUAAUGAACUAAAAAUACCUUGUAUCGUGAAUAACUCAUAGUAUUAUUAAUUGUACAUUGAAGUUGUUGUUCUGUUGGAUUACCAGCGACGAGUAAAUAUUGUUGAAUGUGGCAGCGACAGUCAGUAUUACCCCACGCGUGCCUGCACUAUCUCUUGGUGCUGUCAUCUGUUAAGCUUCGUGGCUCUGGAAAUUUUACGCGCGUUGGCUCUGUUUGAUGAGGAUUCGUGAGGCGAGGUAACUUGUACGAUAAGAAAAAGGACUAUUUGAAAAAAACUGUCUUCCCAUGACCCACAUGGUUCUUCCGAUGUGUCAGCACUUUUCCCCCUUGAAGGGCACAGCAGAAGAGCACGGCUCACCAGUUAAUCUAUUUCCAUAAACAUCAAGAAUAUUGUUCUCGAAAGAAUCCAAGUCUCUUUCCCGCCAUAAUAAAGUGGUAUUCCUUCAAUAUUGCUAUUAGGAAGAUCAUUCACAUACAUAGGGAAUGAAGUGGGAUCUAGCACGGAACCUUGGGGAACUCCACGGCACGUUUUGGACAGGCUUGAUGUUUCAUUUUCUACUAUCAAGCUGAACCAGUUGAGAGCUGAUCCUUCUGUGAUCCACAGGUCGAAAGACAACCUUGGAGAAAUCUUCUCGCUUUGAUUAAGGCCCAAAUGAAACUGUUCCAAGAACUCAAAGAUGGCGUUGCUUGUGCUCUUAGAUAUUCGAAAGACGAAUUGGGGAUUGCUCAAUGAAUUAUGUUUUGCAAAGAAGAAUGUCAUUCUUUUUGUUGUGAAGUUUCUCUAUGGGUUUCUGUAGAGAUGAUGUUGGAGAAAUUGGUCGUAGGUUUGACGGUGCUGUCACUGCUCCCUAUCGUGAAUAGGAAUGAGGACAUUUGGGAAUUUUUCGUUUGUAGAAAUCACAUCGAAGAGGCCCACUAGGUAAUACUUCGACUUGAAAUUGGGAAGAACACAAAAAGGACAUAGGAAGACGUGCUUGGUUUUCUGUAAAAAAUUCUUCACAACUUUGUGAUGGUCACUACCGAUCAUCAUAGUUUCUACUGGCUGAACUCGUGUGACUUUGAUGUUUUUACUGGCAUGACUACAAUUUUCAACAACCCCAUACUGAUGGGUAUGAUCUACUAAGUGUUAAGAUGUAUAUGUGAAUUCCUGUAUAUUAGAAAAACCUGAAAUGUGUUCUAAGUCUUUUUUAUCGCCGAACGAAGUCAUCAAGCAGUCUAAUCUCGCAUCUUUUGUCGUAUGAAACGAUCGUAAGUGUGGAACUCGAAAUUUCCUGAGCUAUAGUAGACACAGUUCAUUUUGCUAUUUAGCUAGUACAAAACUAAAAAAAUCCGGUGUCCUCGUAAGGCUUUUGGAUGUGAAGAGUGAGAUAUCUGAUUUUCUAAGCAAAAUCUAUUCGUAGCUUCGAAAGUACUAAUAAAAUUAUUCAUUUUUGUUACAGUACACUUUAAGGUUAAGUAGAGAAAUCACGGAGAGUUCCUGAAAACUUCAUUUUAUAUGUUUUAUGUAUUAUUACUAGAAAAGGGUUCAUUUGUGAUAAAGUUUGAUUUAUAUAUCAUGACGAGAAGAUUGGAUUGAAGUAAUAUAUUUUAGUAAGCUUACUUCAUUGAUUUUUCACAAUCUAAGUUCCGAAUUACCUUUAUAGUGGGUUCGGAUAAAUACCUGCCGAAAAACAACUACUUUCCCGGCUAAUGCCACGCUAGAUACUGAAUUACUAGAUUCCGACAACUAUAAAAUAUCCAUUACGAUCAUUGUUAAUGAAUGAGUUUUAAUUUUGAAAAUAAUUGAGUGGUUUUCACAAAGCUGGAUGUUUACAUCAAAUGGGAUGUGUGUAUAGGCAUGAUAGCAAAA
Molecule: messenger RNA, 6044 nt
Organism: Leptinotarsa decemlineata (Colorado potato beetle)
Lineage: Eukaryota; Metazoa; Arthropoda; Insecta; Coleoptera; Chrysomelidae
Gene: Liprin-alpha
Product: PTPRF interacting protein alpha
Biological process (GO): synapse organization
Cellular component (GO): presynaptic active zone
Molecular function (GO): protein binding
Source: RefSeq, a predicted model, not a curated record